This is a messenger RNA of Panicum hallii, 4470 nucleotides long. RefSeq lists its product as uncharacterized. The record is from RefSeq and is a predicted model, not a curated record. Bases 309 to 4244 code for a protein of 1311 amino acids. Gene Ontology annotation, biological process: protein phosphorylation. NCBI's taxonomy places the organism in Eukaryota, Viridiplantae, Streptophyta, Magnoliopsida, Poales, Poaceae. The transcript is spliced from 7 exons. Gene Ontology annotation, molecular function: protein kinase activity; ATP binding; polysaccharide binding.
ACAAACGACUAGAAGCUAUGACAGUGACUGGACUAAGCUACUACAAACGACUAGAAGCUAUGACAGUGACUGGACUAAGCUAGCCAAUACGACCAUGGUGUUGUGAUCAAAAGCAUACUCGAUCAGUCACUGUGCGGUGAUUAUGGUUCAGACUUCAGUCGUAUCAACUCCGUGGUCAAGACUUGCCCUUCGGGCACUCCACUGCUCAAUGAUCAGCCAGCCAACAAGUACUUCAUAUCCACCUCAUUCCUACCUCCUUGUGUGCAUCUCCGAACUCUUAUCUCCACGAUUUUAUCACCUCUGCUCCGAUGUCCUCCAUCAGCUUGCUCUUGCUGUGCAUGACUCUUUCACAGAUAGCAGCAGCCGUCGAAACAGUUGAUCAAGGGGCUAACUGCUCUCCCAAGACAUGCGGCAACCUGACUAUCGCAGACCCAUUCGGAUUCGUCCCGGAGCAGGCAGCCGAUACAAAAUGCGGCCGACUGGGCUUCGAGGUCCAUUGCAACAACAGCAUCCCAUACCUCGGGUACUACCGUCGUAACUACCGGUUCCGGAUUCUCGACAUCUUCUAUGACAACAGCUCCUUGCUUGUCGCCGAUAUCCACAAGCUUGCAGAUUUCAGCGCAUCCGACUCAAAGGGCUGCCAUGUUCUGACUGCUAACACCUCCUCCAAAGUUGGCCUUCCAUUCUCGAUCAGCCCUGUCAAUCUGAACCUCAUCUUCUACAACUGCACCAAGAUACCGGAGGCGGAUAGGGGGCUUGUGGAGACGAAAUGCAGCAGCAGCUUGUUUGUUCGUGUUGCAGUUGGGGGGCAUUACAAUGACUCGAGCAGCUAUACGCAGUACUCAGUGGAUGGCUGUAGCACUACUCUUGUGCCAGUGCUGGGGACAUUCGGCAAGGUGAACGCAAGGAACUAUGAGCAACUCAUCAGCGAUGGCUUCCUCUUGACGUGGCAGCUGCCGUCUGAUGGGAGGCGCAACAUCAAACUAAUUUUAAUAGGUUCCCUCUCAGCUGCAGCUGGCGUGUUUUUCACAUGUCUUCUUUGGAUCAUAUACCGUCGGAAACAAAAACUCAACCUGUUCAUUCUCCAAAAGCAUGUUCAGAAUAAAUCAAACACGGAAGAGAUACUAAGGAGAUAUCAAUCACUAACCCCGAAGAGGUACAGAUACUCAGAUCUGAAGAAAGCAACAAGAUGUUUCAAGGAAAAAUUAGGAGAGGGUGGCUAUGGUACAGUAUUCAAGGGUAGUCUACCAGACGGCCGUAUGGUUGCUGUGAAACUCUUAAAAGGAUCCAAAGGCAAUGGAGAGGAAUUCCUAAAUGAAGUCACUAGUAUUGGUAGGACUUCUCAUGUUAAUAUUGCCAGUUUACUUGGUUUUUGUUUACAGGGAUCUAAGAGGGCCCUUGUUUAUGAGUACAUGGCCAAUGGCUCUUUAGAGAAGUACAUUUAUUCAGAGAGUUUAAAGUCAGAACUUGGAUGGGAACAAUUAAGGAAAAUAGCUAUUGGCAUCGCACGAGGUCUGGAGUAUUUGCAUCAGGGCUGUAGCACCCGCAUCAUCCAUUUUGAUAUUAAGCCCCACAACAUCCUUCUUGAUGAAAACUUCUGUCCCAAAAUAGCUGAUUUUGGAUUGGCAAAACUGUGUCACCUCAAGGAUAGUGCUCUCUCGAUGGUUGAUGCAAGAGGCACCAUUGGUUUCAUUGCUCCUGAAGUGCUUUAUAGAGGGUUUGGAGUUGUGUCAACUAAGUCAGACGUUUACAGCUACGGGAUGAUGAUACUACAAAUGGUGAGAGGAAGAACAAACGCUAAAGAAAAUACUGAGAAUUCUAGUGAAGCGUAUUUUACAAACUGGAUUUAUGACUGCUUAGUGAAAGAUUUGCAAAGCCAUGAAGUCACAUGCGACCUGGAAGAGACUGCAAAGCAGAUGGCUGUAGUCGGCUUAUGGUGCAUACAAAUGGCCCCAGGAAAUCGUCCUUCCAUGAGCACAGUCACAGAAAUGCUGGAGAAGAACAUCGGCGAAUUGGAAAUUCCACCCAAGCCAUUCCUUUCCUGCCCCUCACUCCAAUCACAUUUCUCAUCUGUCAGAGACGAUCAGACGACCGUGCGAGCUAAUACGAAAAUUAUUUUUCAACCCCAAAGCUCAAACAAGUCAAACCGGCGGCCCCUGUUCUUGUACAAAGUACACGCACCCUUCCUCCUCGCCGAUCGCCACGGCCACCAACCACAAACCAUCAUUCAUUGCUACCAGAUCGCCGCCAUGGCCGUGCGUGCCCGACCGCUGCUCCUCUCCGCCGUAGCAACAUUUCUAGUAGCACUGCUGCACGCGGCGGCGGCGGCGGCCGCGACGAGCUGCGCGCCGAGGGCGUGCGGCAACCUGACCAUCGCCUACCCGUUCUGGCUCCCGGACCAGGCUUCCCCCUCCUCGGCGCCGUGCGGCCCGGCAGCGUUCCAGGUCGACUGCCGCGGCGGGCAGGCCUCGCUGGCGCGCUCCUUCCGCGGCGCGUACAAGAUCCUCCGCGUCUCCUACGGCAACCGCACGCUCGUGGUCGCCAACGACAACGUCCAGACCGACGCCAGCGGCUGCCCCGUGCCGCGCAUCGACGUCUCCGCCAGCCUCAGCCUCGCGCCGUUCACGGCCAGCAGCACCAACGCGCAGCUCGUCUUCCUCUUCAACUCCAACUGCAACGCCGCCGCCGGCGCGCCGCCGCCCGGGUUCGUCAACGUGACGUGCCCCGGUACGCAGGCCCUGGUGCGGCUCGACCCGAGGUACAACACCUCCGCCGCGAGGGCGGUCGCCGGGGACUGCGACUACUCGGUCGUGCCCGUGCUGCCGGGCUCCCCCGGCGCGACCGCGGCGGACUACCCCAAGCUGCUGAGGGGCGGGUACCAGCUGGAGUGGCGGGCGUCGCCCGGGGACUGCGCGGCGUGCAAUGCCAGCGGCGGAAGGUGCGGGUACGACGCCAACGCCGACGCGUUCGCCUGCAUUUGCUCCGACGGCUCGUCACGGCCGACAAGAUGCGAUGCAAAGAAGUCCGGCAAGAAGGUCAUUCUGAUAGUAUCCUUGUCGAUCACAUUCGGCCUGCUGUUGGCAUUCCUCACCAUCAUCCUCAAGUUUCGUCGACGAAUCCGCAGCUUCAGUUUACCCAGCAUCAUGGACAGACGCGGCAGUAGCGACACUGCAAACGUCGAAAAGCUACUGCAAAAGUACGGAGACCUCGCGCCCAAGAGGUACAGGUACUCGGAGCUCAAGAAGAUAACCGAAUCCUUCAAGCACAAGCUCGGCGAGGGCGGCUACGGCGUGGUGUUCAGCGGCGUCCUGAGCGCCUCCCGCGGCAACCGCGAACGCGAGGUCGCCGUCAAGGUCCUGCACCACUCCCGACCCAACGGCGAGGAGUUCCUGAACGAGGUGGUCAGCAUCGGCCGGACGUCGCACGUCAACAUCGUCACCCUCCUCGGGUUCUGCCUCGAGGGCUCCAAGCGCGCGCUGGUCUACGAGUACAUGCCCAACGGUUCGCUCGACAGGUACAUCUUCUCCGACGACCCCGGCGCGGCGCUGGGGUGGGAGACGCUGCACGAGGUCGCUGCCGGCAUCGCGCGCGGGCUCGAGUACCUGCACGAGGGGUGCAACACGCGGAUCAUCCACUUCGACAUCAAGCCCCAGAACGUGCUCCUGGACGCGGACUUCCGCCCCAAGAUCGCCGACUUCGGGAUGGCGAAGCUGUGCAGCCCCCAGGAGAGCAUCCUGUCGAUGGCGGACGCGCGGGGCACCAUCGGGUUCAUCGCGCCGGAGGUCUUCUCCCGGGGGUUCGGGGUGAUCUCCACCAAGUCCGACGUGUACAGCUACGGGAUGCUGCUGCUGGAGAUGGUCGCCGGGAGGAGCAACGUCAAGGCCUACGCCGAGAAGUCGAGCGGCGACCUCUUCUUCCCGCUCUGGAUCUACGACCACCUGCUCCAGGACGGCGGCCUCCUCCAGGACCGCGGCGCGGGAGCCGCUGAUGACGAGGAGAUCGCGAGGAAGAUGGCGCUGAUCGGGCUCUGGUGCAUCCAGACCGUGCCGGCGAGCAGGCCGUCGAUGAGCAGGGUGCUGGAGAUGCUGGAGAGGAGCAUCCACGAGCUGGCGAUGCCGCCGCGACCGUACCACGUUUCUCCGUCCAACUCCCCGUCGCCAUCGCACCCGUCGAGCUACCCGUCUUCUACCUCGGGUUUCACCCUGCGUAGCUCAAGAGUUCAUACACCGGAGAGCACAGCGUAACAAAAGGAUUGGAGUUCGUACACCAGUGCUAGAUACCUGAGAGACAAGACAUAGCAAGAAGCAAAGAUAGAUUGGUCACACAUGGUUUCGUGCAGUUUGGGUAGAGGGACAAAUACGAGGAUGGACACGAUGUAACAGCAAUGUAGUGUGCAGUUCAGUGAUUGUAGUUAGGGUAGAUACUGUGGUCCUUCAAUGCAAGCAAUAGAAGUGAUGAUUGGUUCAGGAA